Messenger RNA from Vicia villosa (hairy vetch), 1110 nucleotides. RefSeq lists its product as uncharacterized. Lineage: Eukaryota; Viridiplantae; Streptophyta; Magnoliopsida; Fabales; Fabaceae. The record is from RefSeq and is a predicted model, not a curated record. Gene Ontology annotation, molecular function: RNA binding. Bases 1 to 1110 code for a protein of 369 amino acids. The transcript has 2 exons.
AUGAGAGAGAGCGAGGGUUGGAUACAAGUGAGCUCAAGAAGGAAGAGAGAUAGAGGACCGAAUCGCAUCAAGAAUGACAAUCACAUCAAGAAUGUUACGUUUGAGAUGGGUAACGAUGGAAUAACAACAUGCUACGUGAACAAUCUUCCGGAUGGUGUGACUAGGAAUGAGGUAGAGCGGAAGUUUGCUAGGUGGGGAAAAGUUACAGAUGUGUAUAUAGCAAGAAAAAGAAACAGGUCGGGAAGAAUCUUUGGUUUUGUCAGAUAUGCAGGCAUAAAAAAUCGCAUAUGGUUAGAGAAUCAACUCAAGGACAUUUGGUUCGGAACAUAUAAAACUUGGGUGAACAUAUCCGUUUAUGCGAGAAAGGAACAGUAUAGCAGCAGGGAAGCUAUUGUAAGACAAUCAAAUUCAAAGCGUAAAAGCAUGGCGGAUCAAAGAAGCAGAGAGUUCAAAAGCAAGCAAACAGUCCAAUGGAUUCAAGGCAAUAGAAGGGAAGGAAAAUCAUAUGCAGACGCAAUCAGGAAUUACACCGGACAACAUAACAAAGAUGAAGCAUUCAUAUGGAGACAAAAGGACUCUAAGGAAGCGCAAAAGGCAGCAUCACAAGUGGGUGGAGGUAUAUCUAUAACAGUAAACGAUGAAGAAAUGGAGUGGGCAAAGAAAGGUUACGUGGGGGUGGUACGUAAUGCAAAUGUUAUAGAGUCCUUACAACAGAACAUGAUAGAAGAAGGAAUUGUCACUGUAAAAGUUAUACCUUUAGGGGGAGAAAAGGUGUUUUUAAAGAUAGACGAAGAAGAGAACUUCAGAGAACUUUUGGAGGAUUCAAAACAGUGUUUCAACAAAUGGUUCAGCUUAGUCAGACCUUGGGAACCAAGAGAUGUAGGGGCUGUGAGAUUCCUAUGGUGUCGAAUAUACGGAGUUCCGGUGCAUGCUUGGAGGAAAAAAGUGUUUUCAAUUUUAACUUUCACUCUAGGAAGUCUUGUAAAGCUUGACAAGAUUAACAAAGAGAGCUUCGACGUUAGCAUAAUUGAAGAGGCAUGCGACUGUAUAAGCUAUGAAGGUUGCGGGAGUGAAGGAGGAGAUGAUGGAAAUCUGAAUAGAAGGACCUGA